Meira miltonrushii is the source of this 639-nucleotide messenger RNA. Its product is annotated as ribosomal protein L18e. Gene Ontology annotation, biological process: translation. Bases 1 to 639 code for a protein of 212 amino acids. Gene Ontology annotation, molecular function: structural constituent of ribosome; RNA binding. The record is from RefSeq and is a predicted model, not a curated record. The transcript has 3 exons. Gene Ontology annotation, cellular component: cytosolic large ribosomal subunit; ribosome. NCBI's taxonomy places the organism in Eukaryota, Fungi, Basidiomycota, Exobasidiomycetes, Exobasidiales, Brachybasidiaceae.
AUGCCGCCACUAGCCGACGUCGAUCUGAACAAUUCUUGGAAUCAUCGCAAGUCGGACGUCAAGAUGGGUAUCGAUAUUGCGAAGCAUCACGUUAAAAAGGGCCAACGCCAAGCACCCAAGAGUGAGGAUCCAUACCUCCUCUUGUUGGUCAAAUUGUAUCGCUUCUUGGCCCGCCGUACCGACUCUCGUUUCAACAAGGUCGUCUUACGUCGUCUGUUUAUGUCAAAGAUUAACCGUCCCCCAGUGAGCGUUUCCAGAUUGGUCUACUUGUCCAAGAACCGUGGCGGUGUCGCUACCGGAUCUGAAGCACCAAAGACUGUUGUCGUUGUCGGAACAAUCACCGAUGACAACCGUUUGUUGGACUUGCCCAAAUUGUCUGUCGCCGCUCUUCGUUACACCAAGAACGCUCGUGCCCGUAUUUUGGCCGCAGGUGGUGAAGCUUUGACUCUCGAUCAAUUGGCCUUGCGUGCACCAAAGGGAAGCAACACAAUCUUGUUGCGUGGACCAAAGAACGCCCGUGAAGCUGUCAAGCACUUCAACAUGGGUCCUCACAACCACGCCAAGCCAUACGUUCGUUCCAAGGGCCGCAAGUUCGAACAAGCCCGUGGUCGCAGAAAGUCUCGUGGUUUCAAGGUCUAA